CCCGCGACGCCACGGACCCGAAACGAUCGCCUCGGACCGUGGCCAAGUCUUGUGCGGCCAGUUUAGUUCCUACCUGCGGAUAAUCAAAGCCCUUACUGUGUCUCGAGACGUCACGAAGAAAGAUCACGCUUGGACGGGGAAGUAGCGGAGAUCGUCGGUGCCUCGCUUUGCCGAUUCGCCAACGAAGUCGAGCACGAGGCUGCCAAAAACCUGUAUAAACCAAUUCUUGCUGGUUUUGUGGCUCGACUGCCAAACUAUACACAUCAGAUGUGUUUGGAAUGAGGUGAAUUUUUCAUUUGUGGCCGUCUGGGGGGAGGGGCGCUAUCUCGUCGUAAUUAACAUUUAAACUGUUUGGUGUCGCGUUUCCGUACACUCGCGCGGCUUCAGGGUUUCUGCUCGGACCUGGAAGUGCUCUGGCAGAGGUCGUAUCCUUGGCUGCGCGGCCAACAAACACACUCCGGCGUGCCAGUCACGCGGGGAAAGGAAUCUGAUCGUGGGGCAGAUGCAGCGGGAGCCUCGCAGGAGCUCCGAGUCAAGAGUCAGGAACGAUCCCAGGAACGGCUGUUUUUGGCCGCUGCGCUCUCUCUCUCUCUCUCUCUCUCUCCUAACAUACACCCACCCACAUACUCCUGCUUCAUACCUCCCAUCAUUCCUCACCGCGUUCACUCCGUCCCAUCGCCCCGCGAGCAGCUUUUACUGGUUUCCAGCUCUCUAAUCGGUCUUUACACGGUUGCCCGGCGUGUAACCACAUCCAGCGCCCCGCAGCACUGCUGUGGUUCUGCGUCGUAUUACACGCUUGCUCCCUUCACGCGAACCCGCCCGCGCGAUGACGAUAACGGCGCCGUUCAUGCAUUCAUUUACCGCUUAUUCUUUCCACCCGACGCGUCCUACGACGCAACCGGGAGUCCCGAACAAGUCAAAUAAACGAACGCGCGCGACCGGACACGCCGUGAAUCCGUGCGUGAACACGGCGAGGACUCUGAACUCUCGGGAGUCGCGUCAGGCACACGGGCGAGUCGUUUAUCCGUUCCUGGGGAAAAAAAACCCGCCGGUGUCUUGAUAACCGAGUUUAAAUACGUCUCCGAAUGUUUAUCGUUUAAAAUUUUUUUUUAAAAAAUACCUCCCCAGCGGAAGAUCUUUUCUACAGGCAGCUUUUUGUCGGUGAAUCACUCGCUGACUCGGCGCUCUGCCUUUCCUCCGAGCGGCUUUAACCAUGCUACUGAUGAUCCUCCAGCAGGAAGAAAGGCGCGGCGAUCCGACCCGGCCCGUUUCGGAGCGCGGCGUAGCCGUCGCUCCGCCGCUAACGUCUAGGUCGGCUUCUCCGCCAGAACCCGUGCUCGCUGUUUUGCUUCAGUCUCCGAAGAGAUCUGUGUGUAAUUAUAUUUAAUUCGCUUUUGAUUAAGACGUUUCCUGUAACUUGUCUUUUUUUUUCUCUUUUUCCGCCACGCAAAUCUGCGUCAUUCAUUAUUAUUAUUAUUCUUUUUUUCUUAUUUUGAUUUCGCGUCUCGGGAGGUGUGGUUCAGGCUUGUCGUCAUGGUUACGUUACAACACGGGUUACGUUGUAGCAAGAGUGCGGAAAAUGACGCAGAGCCGGUUAAAAAUUAAAACGUGUAAUAAAACAAUAAUUUUUAAAAAGUAACGUAUUAAAAUCCGUUUGGUCUAAUCGAGGGUUUUAGGAGGGGGGGGGGGGGGGGUGUUUUCCCCUCUUCUUCUCACAAUAAGAAUUUCGGGGAAUUGCGAAACCUACGUCGGUAUCCGUCCACCGUUAGAAGUACACGGAUUGAAACUCGAAGCGGGCGUGGCCUAAACCAACCACACCCCUCAGGUGUCUGAAUGGCAGCUUGGUGCGUCUGGCAGUUCCUCAAACUUCACUCCAGUUCUCCAGAUCUUAAAAUUAAAAACUAAAAAAAAAAAAAAAACACACGGCGCCCGACGUCCACGUUAAUAAACACGGUUUUACGUUGUUGUCUAACGGCGUUAAAGUCGAACGGUCCUGAUGCACACCCCUACUCUCCGCCUCUUCUUCAUAUCUGCCUUCCUAUUGGUUUAGAACGUGUCACGUGUUCAUUCACUCGCGAAGACGGACCGACUCGCGCUCAUUACUCUUCCACUUAAAUGUCUCAUGAGACUGCAACCAUUAUAGAAGGGGGUGGGGGUGGGAAGGAAGUGUGUGUGCGCGUGUGUGUGUGUGUGUGUGCGCAACGAAGCAUUUCUGAAAAUCUUGCUCAACCAAACGUGCGUGGAAUGCCAGAGAAUCGUCCCACUUAAGCUGCGCGAUGGCUCCAGGCCUUUUUUUUUUUUCUUUCUUUCUUUCCCCUUCUCGUGUUUCGACUCGACGCGGCUCCAGCGGAACGUGUGUCAGAACCAGGAACCGCGCUUCGGGAGCCUUAUUCAGGACACGAAACGACACGUCUCGCGUCUUUUGGAUUAAUCCUGGACUGGUUUCCCCGCACGCAGCAGUUUGAGACGGGUCAGCGCCGCCGGGUCGCCGAUCUAUCAGUUUCCCGACUCGGGACGGAUCUGCGCCGGCCUGUUUCAGCUCGCGACCACGCGCGCGAACAGAAGAUGCUAUGAUAGAGCGAGUGUGUGUGCAUGAGUGUGUGCGCUGAGGUCCACCCCGCUCCGUCCUGCCACUCCCCGAAUGGCACAGGGAAAUCAGCAGAUUGACACUCAAGUUCUGCAACAACUGCGUCAGAAGUUUCCAGAAGUGCCAGAGGGCGUCGUCUCUCAGUGCGUCAUACAGAAUAAGAACGACUUGGCAGCGUGUUGUGAGUACCUGACCCAGGUGAGUCCCGGCUUCCUGUACAGCGAGGGCAGCCCGAGCGUGACGGACCUGCGCAAUCACAUGACCCAGCUCAACGUGGGCGUGUCGCAGAAUACCCAUGGUGCCGUGCAGCGCGAGCCAGUCAGGAUGAACGGCAGCAGGACUCUCUCGCACAGCCUGAGUGACGGGCCCGUCAACGGUCCCCCGGCUCCGGCCUCUGACUUCUACCAGGCAGAGUCUCAGUCACACGCUCACACACACGCACCCGCCGCCUUCUGCGUAAUGGAGCAGGUGCGAAAGCCACAGCCUCCGCAGCACCUCGGCCUGUACCAGCUCGGGGUCAAAGGUCAGGGUUCGGCCAUGCCCCUUCCCACCACGCCCCGUUUUAACCCCAUCACGGUGACGCUGGCCCCCAACGCUGGCCGAAACACACCCACCUCGCUGCACAUCCACGGCGGGCCUCAGGCCGGCCUCAACAGCCCCAACUCCAUCUACAUCCGGCCCUACGUCACCCAGAUCUCACACCCGGGCGGCCAGCACCACCAGACCUCGCACGUUUACAUGCCCAUCAGCUCUCCCACCAACCCACAGCCCCCCUCGGCCUUUCAGGCUCCGUCUGCUGCAGCCUCUCAGGCCUCUUCCUCGUCCUCCUCAUCAUCAUCCUCGUCUGUGCCCUCAUCUUUACCGGCGAUGGCGGCCGCCCCCUCGCUCGCGUCCUCCUUCAGCCAGUUCAACAUCCAGAACAUCUCCACGGGGCCCAGAAAGAACCAAAUCGAGAUCAAGCUUGAGUCUCCUCAGAGAGUGGGCGGAGCCGCCUCCACUGCCGCCGCCACAGCGACCUUGAUGUGCUCCGCCUCUGCUCCUCGACCGGCCUCGGCUUCUGGGUCCUUGUCCUGCCCGUCACCGUCCUCCUCUUCCUCCACUCCGCUCUCCAUCGAGGGGGCGGGGCUUAGCCGAAGCCAGCCCACCGUCUACAUCGCCGCCUCUCCUCCCGGCGCCGCUGCAACGACGGCGCCGUCUGAGGAGUGCGCGCUGAUCCCUCCUUCUGGUCGCUCACAGCCCAAAUUCUACAUCUCCGCCAACGCCUCUUCGGACGAGAGCGGCGCUCGGAACCCGCCCACAGUCUACAUAUCUGCCAACCCCGCCCUUCCCGGUGUGACGGGAGGGCGGAGCCUAGGCGGGCAAGUCAGCAUGGGGCCCGCGUACAUCCAUCACCACCCGCCUAAAUCCCGCAGCUCGGUGGGGCCGGGAGGCGUGGCUACCUCGCCGCGUGUGGUAGUGACUCAGCCCAACACCAAAUACACCUUCAAAAUCACGGUCUCGCCGAACAAGCCGCCAGCCGUGUCCCCCGGGGUGGUGUCGCCCACCUUCGAGCCCACCAACAUGCUCAGCGUGCCCGCCGAUCAGCACUACCCCGAGCCCGAGGCCAUCAGCCUGCCCGAGCCGCUCUCGCCCAACCGAGACCUGAGAGCCACCGAGAGCCGCCGGCCCAGCAUGGGCUCUGACGACGCCGCAUACACGCAGGCAUUGUUGGUGCAUCAGAAGGCGCGCAUGGAACGUCUGUGUCACGAGCUCAAGCUGAAAAAGAAGAACCUGGAGAAACUCAAAGAGGAGGUGAACGAGAUGGAGAGCGACCUCACGAGGAGACGACUACAGAGGUCCAACUCGGUGUCUCAGAUACCGUCUCUUGAUGAGAUGCAACAGCUGAGGUAUAAGAACAGGUUACUGCAGAUCGACAUCGACUGUUUAACUAAAGAGAUCGACCUCCUGCAGGCGCGUGGACCACACUUCAAUCCCAGUGCGAUCCAUAACUUUUACGACAACAUCGGCUUCCUCGGUCCCGUCCCCCCAAAACCCAAAGGUACUCCGGCAGCAGGCUCGGAUCACUGGGGCUCUUUGGACAGGAGAGGACGCAGAAUAAACGUCAGCUCCAAGCUGAAGAGAGACCCGUCUCUCCCUCCUGUUCCUCCCUCUCUCCCUGCUCCUGUGGAGCCGGGCAGUAAGAAUAUGAAGAUGGUGUCUGAGGCUGAAGAUGACGACGGGGUUCAGUGGGGGUGCACAGCCUGCACCUUCCUCAACCAUCCCGCCCUCAACCGCUGUGAACAGUGUGAAUUUCCACGACAUUUCUGAGCCCCAAUUACUUACACACACACACACACACACACACACACACACACAUUAUAUAUAAUAUACACUCAUGUGCACACACACACACACACACACACACACGUACUCAAACACAUUCACAUGUCAGCCAGGCUUUGUUACACACAACUUGCAGAAAUAUGGACAUGGAUGUCGUGUGUGUGUGUGUGUGUGUGUGUGUCUUUCUUUUGCUGUCUCUCUCUCCUUCACUGUCUGUCUCACAUUGUCUCUCUUGGUGUUUCUCUCACUCACGAUCUCUGUCUUGUUCACGCUUUGUCUCUUUCUCACUCGCUGUCUCUGUGUGUGUGUGUGUGUGUCUCUCUCUCUCUCUCUCUCUCUCUCUCUCUCUCUCUCUCUCUCUCUCUCUCUCUCUCUCUCUCGGAGGUGUGUGUCAUGCUGCCCACUGAAGACUGGAUAAUGUUUACAGGUUUUCCUCUGCUUCUAUCCGUCAAGCCAAGCUGAGCUCUUUAGUGUGUGUGUGUGUGUGUGUGUGUGUGUGUGUGUGUGUGUGAGUGUAGGUUUCCUUCACUGAUUCCAUAAAGAAUCUCAAUCUAGCCUGAAACAGUAUUAUGAAAGUGACACACACACACACACACACACACACACACACACACACACACGUGCCAAUGUGCCUUCCGGAUGGGAACUACCUUUCGAGAGCCUCCUCUCUUUCUACCUGAAGGGAAUAACAUUACAGACUACUUUCUGGACUUCGCUCUUCCCCAGACGCUGUUGGGGAACGAUGUGUGGAGUUUCUCCCCCCGCGCCUUCGCUCACUAAGAAAACGGAAAUAAAUAAAUAAAUCAAACGUAGCGGACGAACUGAAACUAAUCUGCAUGCUUUAGAUGUACAGUUUACAAACGGAGACCCCGCCUACCUAAGCUUUUACUGUACAUAGUGUUAGAACGAGCUUUAAAACGCCGUCCCCCCCUCCCCCCCCCCCCCCUCCUCCUCCUCGCUCUCUUUAUCUCCUCACAUGUAUUGUCUGUAAUUAUAGCUCCAUAGACUUCAUUUACUUUUAUUUGUUGGGUGUUUUUUUUUUUUUUUUUUUUUUCCUCAGACGAGUACGUUCUUUUGCUUUCCGUGUGAACGGCGUCGCGUUUUUCUCUUCCGUGUACGGGCUGCACACGCAGCGAAAAAAAACAAACAAAAAAAAAAGGUAAAAGAAAGAUGGAGCGUGACCCACCCCAUCACCUAGCGCCCCCCACCCACUACCACGGACAGGUCGAAGGUCACCACGUGGUCUCCGAAGCCUUCAAAAGGACCUCCGUCGUAUAUCUGCCAACUGGAAUGUAGGUUUCAUGUUCUGAGGAUUUUUUUAUUUUUUUUUUGUGGUGGGAGACGAGCGCAUCCACGCGUCGUCCGAACCUCUUGAAGCACGUCAGAUGAUUUUAUUGAACUGAACCGCACAGCACACAGUGUGUUUUUUGAAAGCAAAGACUUCUGGGAUGUUUGGGUUUUUGAUCUCGGUGUCCACCGAAACAAGGGAUUUUCCUUUUUUUUUUUUUUUUUUUUUUUUUUUUCUUUCUUUCUUUCUUUCUUUUUUCCCAGAGACUUGCAGAGAUCAGGUGAAAAAGUUCAGGAAAUGGUUCCUGUACAAAGCCAAAGCUAUCACCACAUGCCUUCAGCAGCCAGUCCGUCACCGAAUCGGGAGAUUCUCUGCCUUUAAAGCGGACACUGCCUCGUUGGGGUUUUUUUUUGUUUUGUUUUUGUUUGUUUGUUUCCUUCCUCUAUAGAUUUUGAUUACACCAGUCCCACAAGGCCUUAAUGACGUUUUAAAAUGUUUAUUAGAAAGAUACGAGUUAUAUAUAAAGAAAAAUGAUGCAAAAAUGA
This is a messenger RNA of Ictalurus punctatus (channel catfish), 6742 nucleotides long. It is a transcript of the gene tab2, whose product is annotated as TGF-beta activated kinase 1 (MAP3K7) binding protein 2. Gene Ontology annotation, biological process: positive regulation of protein kinase activity. Lineage: Eukaryota; Metazoa; Chordata; Actinopteri; Siluriformes; Ictaluridae. The transcript has 8 exons. Bases 2642 to 4894 code for a protein of 750 amino acids. The record is from RefSeq and is a predicted model, not a curated record. Gene Ontology annotation, molecular function: K63-linked polyubiquitin modification-dependent protein binding; ubiquitin binding.